UUGUUCCGGCUGCUAACAGGUACCUUCAGUCCUUGUCACAAGACAUCACAAGUUCCUGGUUGGAAGAUGAAGAUCCUUCUUUUUGGGGUUAUUCUAGGACUUCUUGUUUUUGUCCAUUCAACACCUGCACCUACUGUGACCCGGACCUCGGCCAAGUCUGAGGAUGAAGUCCUCCGCGAGGCGUUGACGGAUGGUUUCCUGGUCAAAUUGACUUCACUUACGACUGAAUCACCCAAGAGAAAUUCAACGCUUCCAGCUUCCCCGCAGCCGUCAAAGGCUCCCUCGGGAGACUUUGAGGGAAGUGGUAUGGGGGGGUUCAACCAGCCUGAAGGUGAACACUAUGCAACCACAACCCAGAGUGUUUCACAUGCCCCAAGCUCAAGCUCAACAGUGUUUACAAGAGAUACAGGCAACCCUAGCUCAAACUCUUCCACCACUGAAAGCCCAGGAGAGUCCAUCGAUGUGAUCCCCCAGCAUGAAGGUGAAAACAUGGUGACAACGACCCAGAGUGUUUCACAUGGCCAGAGCUCGACCACAACGGUGCCUCCAAGAGGUGCUAAUGACGCUGGUUCUGAUUCCUCUACAACUCAAGCCCCAGGAGAGUCCAGCAAUCUGACCCCCAGUCAUGACAGUGAAAACAUCCCAGCAACAACCCAAAGUGUUUCACAUGCCCCAAGCUCGACCUCAACCGUGUUCCUAAGAGCUGUUGACCACUCGAUUUCAGAUUCAUCCAUCAAACAUCGGGAUAACAUCACAACAACAACCCAGAGUGUUUCACAUGCCCCAAGCUCGACCUCGACCGUGUUCCUAAGAGCUGUUGACCACUCGAUUUCAGAUUCAUCCAUCACUCAAAGCACUCAGUCAAGCCUUACCUCUUCGACAGUGCCAGAUGAAGCCCAGCCAAGCCUGGACUACACAUCUACCACUCUAAAGACUCACCACUUUGUCCCAAGCUUUGAUUCUUCCGGUUCAGGUUCAGGAUCUGGAGAAGGAGAGAUGCCUGACCAGUACACAACACCCAGUAUUACCACCACCACAAACGCUGUGACCACCACUGCAUCAUCCACCAUUGCUGUUCCUAUCAAACCCAUAGCUCCAAGAAUGUUUCCAAAAAGUAACGAGUUACCAUCAAUAAAGGAUUUAGAGGAGAAACCAGGAGUCAUCCGUGUCACUUCGGAGCCACAGCUUCCAACAUCAAUCACCGACAAUAAGAAUAAGUCUGGCAUGACUGGUCCACUGAUACCAAAACCAGAACCCAGCAAAGGACAUAAUACACCAGGUUGGAUGAUCAUCGUCGGCUUCAUCGUUGGUGUUGCAGCGCUGGUUGUGCUCUGUAUUGCCAUUGCUACAAGAGACAAGUGGAAUGGACCGAGGAAGGCUUCCCAAGUUGAGAACCAAGUCAACUCUGCAAACCAGCAGAGGGAGCAGGAGAGUGAGACGUUCCUGCCCAAAGAGAAUGGGAAGGCGGCAGAAUACACGGUCAUCCCCCUGGAUGAGCUUCCAGAGAAGUACUCGACAGACUGAGGCUCAGGAAUAGACCCUUGUGGUUUCUAAGGCUCUCACUGUAGAACCUCAAGAGACUUUGAAGCAGAGGAGUUUGGUCAGAGGAACAAAGCAGUCAAGGCUUUAAGCCCAGUCUGAACCAAGGAAACCAGUCUGCUGCUUUCCAGCUGGCUUUCAAAUGCUCUUUUCACAUCUUUGCUGUGAGACUAAAGCAAUAUUUGAUGAUUUUAUUUAUUGCCAUGUCAGCUCUUUUUUGAACUGCGACACACAAAGCCGGUCGGGUAACUUUCAGAUGCCGUUUAUUUCAAGUCUUGUUUUAUUUUGUAUGUAUAGAAAUAAUUUUCCCAUGUUCUUUGUAUGAGGGGGAGGCAGUGGCUAAGUCUGAUGUGCCUUAUUGCUUCCUGAAGGCUGCUGAUGUGCCGCUGAGUAAGGAAACAAACCCUCAGGCAGCAGCCAUCACUCUGAUAUCUUCAUUAGUGCAUGGAUCCUGUUUGCUCAGAGUGCUGGGGUUGAAUUUCCCUUUGAGGGAUCAAUAAAGGAUAUUUUCUUUCUUCUGUUGCUCUUUUUGCAAAAAUAUGUAUAUUUUCAAUGGUCUUUGUAAUUAUGUUGAAUCAUGCUGUAAUUAUAUUAUUAAAGUCUGUGUUAUGGA
Molecule: messenger RNA, 2152 nt
Organism: Cheilinus undulatus (humphead wrasse)
Lineage: Eukaryota; Metazoa; Chordata; Actinopteri; Labriformes; Labridae
Gene: cd44a
Product: CD44 molecule (Indian blood group) a
Exons: 5
Coding region: 67-1524 (485 amino acids)
Source: RefSeq, a predicted model, not a curated record